UUCGCAUUUGCGCUCUCCAUUAGUGAGGUGACAGGAUACUUCUCUGUCUCUCCAUAUUUUCUCUCUUUCUCGCUCUCCCUCUCUCUCUUCCUCAUUAGCUUCCUCUAACAGCAGGGAUGUAGUCCUCUGCCUCUUUCAAACUUCAGCACCUGCUAUGCUGUGAACUCCUUGGUGACCUCUAUUGAUUCUAUUGAGACCUUUUUUGUCUCUCGCUCCUUACUGAGAUAUUUUGCUCCACUUGUUUGAGAGGAUCUAAGAGGACCUUAUUGGGUUUGGAAGGUGUUUGAUUUCUCUCUAUACCCUGGUGGAACUACAGGACCAUGGCCAUGAAGGAGACCAUUCUGCCCAUCAGCGAGGUGUCUGGCCCGGCCCCGUUGCCCUACCCGGAGGUAGUGGAGCUCAACGUGGGCGGCCAGGUGUAUGUCACGAAGCGCUCCACCCUGGUCAGCGUGCCCGACACCACCCUGCACGCCAUGUUCACCCGGUGCCCGCCACGGGAGCUGCCAAGGGACAGCCGCGGGCGCUUCUUUAUUGACCGCGAUGGAUUCCUGUUCCGCUACGUGCUGGACUUCCUGCGAGACCGCCAGCUGGUGCUGCCCGACCACUUCCCUGAACGUGAGCGCCUGCAGAGGGAAGCCGAGCACUUCCAGCUGGGRGAACUGCUGCGCCUCCUGGGGCCCCGGGUGGGUUCCAAGCAGGGCUCCAUGAAUGAUGAAGGCUGCCACAGCGAUAUUGAGGAGAGCUCACAAAGCAGUGAGUACCCCACAGGUCGUACCUUGACUUCCUCGGACAAGAGGUCAGGGUUCAUCACCAUCGGCUACAGGGGAUCCUACACCACGGUGCGGGACAACCAAGCCGAUGCCAAGUUCCGACGCGUGGCCAGGAUCAUGGUGUGUGGACGCAUCGCUCUGGCCAAAGAGGUGUUUGGGGAAACACUGAACGAGAGCCGGGACCCAGACCGGCCACCGGAGAAGUACACGUCAAGGUUUUACCUCAAGUUCACCUACUUGGAGCAGGCAUUUGACCGGCUUUCUGAGGCGGGCUUUACAAUGGUGGCUUGUAAUUCCACGGGAACAGCCGCUUUUGUCAACCAGUACAGGGACGACAAAAUCUGGAGCAGCUAUACGGAGUACAUCUUCUUCAGGCCGGCAUCGAAGAUCGUCUCCCCCAAGCAGGACUGUGAGGAGCGCCAGAAGGACAAACUGGGCACCGACAAGGGCAGCGAGAGCGGKACCUCCCUCAACGAACUCUCCACCUCCAGCUCCGAGACCCACUCUGAGGCCACCUCGCCCCAGGACGGUCCCAACUUGGGUGGGGGAGGCGGCGGGGGAUCCUUGGCCCCCUGCGGAGCCCUCCAGUCUGUCUCUCGGCAGCCGAGCACCCUCACCCUUGGGCGGCCCUCCAAGAAGGGCUCGUCAGUGCAGUGGAUGCAGCUGCCAGAUAGGCGACGCAACAGCGAGCUCUUCCAGCCGCUGAUGGGGCGUGAGGGCGGCCUGAGCAGGAAGAAGAACACAGAGAGACCCAGCGCAGAGGAAGAGAUGAAGCAGUGCAUACAGGACUUUAACAACAUCAAAAUCCCACAGGCUUUCCCCGAGCGCAAGCGGCAGUGGCAGUCCGAACUACUCCAAAAGUAUGGUCUAUAGGGACCCUUUUCUAUCACCAUGCCACAUGCAGUAGUCAUUUUAAUUUGGAUUCCCUCCAUUUGGCUGGUUUUAAGUGCUAUGAUUCGAUCUAAAAUGUCUUCCAGUUCAAAUGAAGUUAAACGGAUCGUCAACAAACUGUUUUUGUGAGGGGAGGCACAAGGUUAGUAAGCACAUGCAUUUCUGGGGCAUAUGUUAAAAGAAGCACAGCAGAACUCCCCUUUACCGGUAUGUUGUCUCUUCAGUUCUAGAUUGCAUUGCAGAUUACGUUUGAAACAAUAUGCCUAUGUGAACAGUAUAUGACUACUGUACAUUUAGUGGCCAGUUUAUUAGGUACACCACCCCGUUCACAAAAAUGGUUCGCUCCUACAGACAGUAAGUCAGGUGGCUGUGGCAUGCUAUAUAAAGCAUGCAGACAUGCAAAGAGGCAUUCAGUUACUGUUCGACUGAAUGUUAGAAUGGGCAAAAUACAGUUGAAGUCGGAAGUUUACAUACGC
Salvelinus sp. IW2-2015 is the source of this 2137-nucleotide messenger RNA. RefSeq names its product BTB/POZ domain-containing protein KCTD8-like. The record is from RefSeq and is a predicted model, not a curated record. Gene Ontology annotation, biological process: protein homooligomerization; regulation of G protein-coupled receptor signaling pathway. Lineage: Eukaryota; Metazoa; Chordata; Actinopteri; Salmoniformes; Salmonidae. Gene Ontology annotation, molecular function: protein binding. Gene Ontology annotation, cellular component: signaling receptor complex.